Messenger RNA from Amaranthus tricolor (Joseph's coat), 2982 nucleotides. RefSeq names its product intermembrane lipid transfer protein VPS13-like. Lineage: Eukaryota; Viridiplantae; Streptophyta; Magnoliopsida; Caryophyllales; Amaranthaceae. The transcript has 6 exons. Bases 1693 to 2019 code for a protein of 108 amino acids. The record is from RefSeq and is a predicted model, not a curated record.
UUCCCAUUUUCCUCUCAAUUCCCUCUUAAUCAACUCUCUUGCUCUCACUCCUCUCAGUGAAAGAACUCUAACCGUAAAAACUCUACACACCUCUUCCUCCACCUUCGCUGCCGCACUCCCGCACCACGCCACCGCCGGCUGCUCCUCCAUCACAGACGAACACUCGAACUCGGUGCUGCACUGCUGGCUGCUGCUUCCCUGUGGGCUGUGGGUUGUUCGAAUCGAAUCGAAGAAUCCCUAAAAAUCGUAAUUUUUGAUUUUGUUUAAGGUAUUUUCACUCUUUAUCCUAAAUCCUAAUAUUAAUCUUGUUGGGUUUUGUAUUAAUCUUGCUGGAAAUUGGAUUGAUUAAUGGCAGUGGAGCAGAAUACAGUUUUCAAUUAGGUUUUCCUCUGGUAUUGUUUGCCUCAAAAUCUAAUCCGUGAAACUGAAUAGCAAAGAUGAUGAUAACCUUGUACUUGUACUUACGUCUAGAUACGAUGUGGGCAUGUAUCAUUGUAGCUUGUUCUUGUACUUAUGUCCUUUUCUACUUGCUUGGUUAUUAAAUAUGUAUAUUUUUGUUACACUUUCCUUCAUUGUCAUGGAAAUAGGAAGUUUUUGUUACAAAUUCACGAACUCUGGUUUUUGGCAACAACUUUUUUUGUUGCUAAAAACGACUUUUCUUGUAGUGUCGAUUGUCGACUUUCUUGAGGUAAGAUUCUUGAAUUGUCCAUGAAUUGUUCAAUUCAAAGCAAGAAUUCUGGCAUCGGUUAUUGUACCUUUUUUGCUCCAUUAAUAUAAUUUUCUUAUCAAAAUAAAUAUAAAAUUUAUGUUGAUUUGGUUAUGGUAAUGAUGUUUAUGCUGCAUUGAGUGGUUUACACUGUGCUCAGUGGUGGUCAAAUGGUGGUGUGAACUGUUAAGCCAGUUUGUAAUGUUGUAUGGUUCUCUGGUUUGUUGGGGGAAAUUAAUAUAUUUCCUUUAGUAUGUAAUACACAGUAGUGCCAUUGGGAUCAUCAUUUGUCUUUGUGGCUUCAUCUUUGUUCACAAGAAGAAUACAAAAGCUGUUAAAGACCAGAUCAAUGUCAGGACCCUUUGAUAUGUACUUCUAUGUUGUAAACUUUUGUGUGGGUGAAAGGAGGUAGAGUUGGAAAGAACUUGUGUAUCUACUUUCGAUGUUGAGAAGUAUCAUAACAUUGCUUGACUCCUCAUAAUCCCUUUUAUUGAUUGUUUAUUUUACUUUAAAAACCCUUGGUUAAAACUUCUAAACAUAUCCCUCACUAGCCCUUCAUUUAUUCUUUUUUGGGAGGAUUGCUCAUUCACUAAAUCUAAGGGUAUGCUGUUUUUGACAUGUUUUUGGUUUUGUCCAGUUAGAUACUGAUAACUUCGUCUCAUAGUUCAGUUUAGUUAAUUAUUAAUAAGUACUUCAAUUGAGUAUUCAACUAUUUAUAUUCUCUUUUGCUUAUUUUGAUCAUUAUUCAGUUUUUGUGAGUUCAGUUGAGUUGAGUACAGUUGAAAAGAAUAGGCCCUAUGUGGGGUUUUUUUUGGGUGAAAUGUUUUUGUAAAUAUUAUAGUUCUAGCCAGGGUAUUUGCCUUCUGUUAUGGAUAUCGUUAAACUGCCCAGAAUGGUCCAGCUAUUUCUCUGGUUGAAGGAAUUAUUUGAUAUCUCUAUAAAUAUAUGUUUUUCUCCAGGAAUCCGAGGCAACAACUCUUGAAGCAAUGUCUAGAUCAAAGCUUGGAAGUCAUGCUGCAGGAAAUUCUUGGCUUGGGUCUCUUAUAGCCACCAUCAUUGGAAAUCUCAAAAUCACAAUUAGCAAUGUUCAUAUUAGAUAUGAGGAUACCGUAAGUAAUUAUGGACAUCCUUUUGCUUGUGGUGUUACUUUGGCGAAGCUUGCUGCUGUCACAAUGGAUGAGCAAGGAAAUGAAACGUUUGAUACUAGUGGCGCCCUUGACAAAUUGCGGAAGAUCCUGCUAGUGUGGAAAAUAAAGUGCGUGAAAAUGCUCGUAAAAUUAUUUAUGAGUAAGUACUAUACUAUUGCAUCGUAAAUGGUUUUACUUUGAUAUUUUAUUUAGGUUCUAUCUAUUUAAUCAUUUUAUAUGUAAAUGACUAGGGGGCUUGUGAAGUUUAGCAUGGUCCAUCGAAAGGAUCUCAAAAAAUUUAAAAAGAAUCCUAAAGUUGGUUGGAACAAACUAAAAUGUCCUCGUCAACCUCAAGACGCCAAAUACUAUGGAUAUUAUGUAUGCUGUUAUAUGCUUGAGACUAUUGAAAGUAGGCAACAAUUGAUUUUGGAGGAGUUUUCCCCUAAGGCUCCUUCAACUUAUUCUCAGGAGAGCAUUGAUCAAGUUCAAGAUUUAUGGAUUUCUUACGUUGUCAAACAUAGGCAACAAAAAUUGGAGAAGGAAGUAGAAGAUUUGGAUGAUGUGUUAUAAGAUCAUAUCGAUGGAAAUUAUUAAAGAUUAGAAUUCAUGAAGAAUUUUGAUGACAUUUGACUUUUGGAAUAAGAUAAAUGUAUAGUUGAAUUCUAGUCUAAUUAUAUGAUGAAAUAGUUUAUAAUUUUUGCUGCUCGACAUUAGACAAAAGGCCAAUGUGUCAUAGCAGGACAAUCAUAGAAAGUCAUCAACAAUCAAACAUAAACACAAAUACGUACACAUCGGUAACUAGCAUCAAAUAUAAUAAGGCCAACUACUAGAUAACAUUUACGUUAUACAACAACGUAAGAGGAUUUCAUAAAACACAAACACAGAUAGUAACCGUUUAUUUUCCACUUAUACUUCUUAAUCUCAUUAUGUCCAUUCCAACCCGAACCAUGUGUUCUUAGGUAGAAUGCAGGUCUUCACGCUCCUCUUCGCAAAACAUAAACUCUUGCAAAACACGCAUAAUAUCAACUCAACCAAGGCAUUAACAGGAUACCUAACACAUGACCUUAUAGAGCUUGUCUAUCUUAAGGUAAGUGUGAUCAUAGUCUGUCAUACCCUUGAGGUAACUUAACUUAGGCACACUUCUCACUA